CAUGAGACUCCGCACACAGGAUCACAGCGAGCAGAGAGGACCGGCCCGAGCUCUGGCCACACCGCGACUAUUACAAUCCUCCCUUUGAAUAGCACACUUGAGUAUACCACAGCACCGCAGCCAUGAUGAACGGACAGAUGAACGGCUACCACAACGCGCUCAUCGACGAGGACUGCUUUUUAUUCACCUCCGAGUCCGUGGGAGAAGGGCACCCCGACAAGAUCUGUGACCAGAUCAGUGACGCUGUUCUGGAUGCUCACCUGAAGCAGGACCCUGAUGCCAAAGUAGCCUGCGAGACUGUUGCCAAGACCGGGAUGAUCCUUCUGGCUGGAGAGGUGACUUCCCGCGCUGUGGUGGACUACCAGAAAAUAGUCCGUGACACCAUUCGCCAAAUCGGAUACGAUGACUCUUCCAAAGGUUUUGACUAUAAGACCUGCAAUGUUUUGGUGGCCUUGGAGCAGCAGUCGCCUGAUAUCGCUCAGGGAGUCCAUAUUGACCGCAACGAGGAAGACAUUGGAGCAGGGGACCAGGGCUUGAUGUUUGGCUACGCCACUGACGAGACCGAGGAGUGCAUGCCUCUCACCAUUGUGCUUGCACACAAACUCAACUCCAAAAUGGCCGAGCUGCGACGCAACGGGACUCUGCCCUGGCUCCGACCGGACUCCAAGACCCAGGUGACCGUACAGUACCGGCAGGACCGGGGGGCCAUGCUGCCUGUGCGUGUCCACACCAUUGUGAUCUCUGUCCAACAUGAUGAGGAUAUCUGCCUGGAGGAGAUGAGGGAUGCCCUAAAGGAGAAGGUGAUCAAAGCUGUGGUCCCCUGCAUCUACCUGGAUGAUGACACCAUCUACCAUCUGCAGCCCAGUGGGCGUUUCGUCAUCGGGGGCCCUCAGGGUGACGCAGGACUGACUGGCCGAAAGAUCAUUGUGGACACUUAUGGAGGCUGGGGCGCUCAUGGGGGCGGGGCCUUCUCUGGUAAGGACUACACAAAAGUGGACCGCUCAGCCGCGUAUGCUGCCCGCUGGGUGGCCAAGUCUCUGGUGAAGGCAAACCUCUGCCGGAGAGUCCUGGUCCAGGUGUCCUAUGCCAUUGGAGUGGCCCAUCCUUUGUCCAUUUCAAUCUUCCACUACGGGACGUCCAACAAGAGUGAGCGUGAGCUGCUGGACAUUGUGAAGAGGAACUUUGAUCUGCGCCCAGGAGUCAUUGUCAGGGAGCUGGAUCUGAAGAUGCCCAUGUAUCAGGGGACUGCAGCCUACGGCCACUUUGGCCGAGAUUGUUUCCCAUGGGAGGUGCCCAAAAAGCUCAAAUACUAAACGUGUUAAGCUUUUCCCCCCAGGCUUGUUGGUGUAUACUACAGAGAAGCCUCAAGUCUCCCGGGGAGAAAUGCCUUUGCAUCAUGCCCUCACUGAUUCCCUCCUCACUCCUCACUGUCCUGUUACUGAUGGCACAUCUGUGGGUCCCACAUGUUCAGUCUUGUAGCUAAAGCUUUCAGGUCCCUUGGCAUUCCUCUGUACUCAGUGGUAAUCAAUGGUUAGUCUUUUGUCCUGUGGUGGUGGACAUGUCUCAAGCCUUCUAAGGUCAUGGUGCUACUGGUGCUGGUGUGGCAGUGUCAGGCGGUCCUCUCAAACAUUCCUCUGCUGUUAGACCCAGUGUUCCUGUCUUUUUGCUUUAUUCCCUCUUUGUCUUUGUGGAGGAUGCUAGAAUGGCACAAUUAAAAUUCGAGUUGUUGCUGUUUUCACUCAAAUGCUAUGCAUUGCAGGCUACAGGAAAAGCCAAGUCCUACAAGCUCUGAACGAGCAGCUCCUCAGACUCCCCACGCACAGACCGGAGCAGUUUUCUGACGUAAUACAGAAAAGUCAGAAGCUGCUGUCUGCUCUGGUCUGCACUGGGACUGGUGAUACUUGAAUUCAAGACAAAUUGGAUCAUUAUGCAUUGAAAUGAAAUUUUUAGAUGCGUCCUUUUUUGCACAUGAAAUGUUGGCAUGUCCCUGGCUCCAUGCGCUGUUGGCAGGUGUAGCUACAGAGAAACCUGCUGCUCAGCUCUGGAGCUGGGGUGUCUUUGCCUUGCCCUCUAUGGGCUCGUCCUCAAACCUCCACUAUUUAUUUGUUCUCUGAAGGGCGGCGUGAUACAGAGAAGCCGUUUCAGAAGGCAGCUUUCCACUGGUAUGGACUCGUGACUUUUUAGAGUGUGACGUGAGGCUCCAGAGUGUGCUACAGAAAAGCUUCGGUUCGCCUCAUGACACAAGUGUCAACUUUAAUUUUUUUACCUGCACAUUCUAUUUAUGAGGUUCUUGGUGUUUGAAAUCCCAUUGAAAAUGUUGGUGCAAUGUGUAUAAUUGGCUCUUGGCUGGACACUGGGGAUGGAGACAUGUGGCUGGUGUUGUACAGAGAAACCAGCCUUGUUUACAGACCAUCCCUCAGUGGUCCAGUGCUCUCCCACCGCUGGCUCACGUAAGCUUGAGUGCCUUUUCUAUUCCUCUGCUUUUGCUUUCCUCCGCCCCCUCCUCCCCCUCUCAGAACACCCGCACUGUAGUGUCCAUGUGUACGAUGCUCUGUAAGAAUAAACAACCACUCAUCCAA
This is a messenger RNA of Boleophthalmus pectinirostris (great blue-spotted mudskipper), 2579 nucleotides long. RefSeq names its product methionine adenosyltransferase II, alpha b (gene mat2ab). Gene Ontology annotation, biological process: S-adenosylmethionine biosynthetic process. Lineage: Eukaryota; Metazoa; Chordata; Actinopteri; Gobiiformes; Gobiidae. The record is from RefSeq and is a predicted model, not a curated record. Gene Ontology annotation, cellular component: cytosol; methionine adenosyltransferase complex. Bases 123 to 1313 code for a protein of 396 amino acids. Gene Ontology annotation, molecular function: methionine adenosyltransferase activity; ATP binding. The transcript has 9 exons.